Molecule: messenger RNA, 3008 nt
Organism: Owenia fusiformis
Lineage: Eukaryota; Metazoa; Annelida; Polychaeta; Sabellida; Oweniidae
Source: the annotation of a GenBank genome assembly
AAGUUUUUCAUGUUUUGUUCGGAAAAUAUAUAUGCGAGUUUUUGGAUACUACUAGACAUAAUUCGGCAGUCAUGGAACUUCCAAAGCCUCCAGAUGAUCCAGACUUGAAGAACAUUAUUGACAAGUUAGCUAACUUUGUUGCAAGAAAUGGAGCAGAGUUUGAACAGAUGACAAAAUCUAAACAGAAGGAUAAUCCAAAGUUUUCCUUCUUGUUUGGUGGAGAGCACUACAACUACUACCAAUUUAAAGUCACCACUGAACACUCAAUUUUGAACCAGCAAAAGAAGCAAGCUGCUUCUACAGUUACCAUGCCAACUACUCUGCCCAUGACAACACAGACUCUCCAACAGACCAGCAUUCCACCUCCUGGAGUUGUGUGGCCAAAUCCUACAGCUGUUCCACAACCAUCUCAACAAAUCCAACAAUUACAACAACAAAUCCAGCAAUUACAACAACAAAUUCAACAACAGCAAGAAACUGCAGCCCAGCAAAUCAAACAAAGCGAGGAAAACUUGUCUGCUCAGUACACUAGUAUGAUCCAACAGCAACAGGGCCAGAUAAAUGAGGCUGUUGUGAAGGCUCGUGAGGCAGAGCUACAAGCAUUAUGCGAUAAAUGUGGCACUCAAAUGUCUGAACUAGAUACUAUGGCUCAACCCAUUAUUGAAUCCUGUACUAAAGAUGCAAUUUCUGGUGGCAAAAAUUGGAUAUUCUCUCACAAUACCUCACAAGAACAUGGUGACAUGAUAGCACAAUAUAUUCUAAAAAGGGUGACCGACAAGACUGCUAGUUUUGACCUGAAGUUACACCUUAUAUAUCUAAUGAAUGAUGUUCUACAUCACUGUGUACGAAAGAAUGCUGAGGGUCUGAAAGGGUCAUUUGAAACAGUUGUCACGCCAGUAUUCUGUUCUGCUCAUGUUGGCAUGGAAGAGGAAAAACAACAGAAACUUACUAAGCUACUAGGUCUGUGGGAGAAGAACAAAUACUUUUCAGAGAAUACUAUACAGUUGAUGAAAGACCCAGUGGCAGGACUAGCUACAUAUCAGGCAAACAGUAUCACAAAAUAUGGCAGUGUUGUAAGUCAGAUCACACAGGCAGUGAACAUUCAGUAUAGUAAUCUACAGAAACAGCACCAGGAGUUUGUGAAUCACCUGAACAACCAGGUCUCUGCACUUCAGACACAUCUCACACAACAACAGGCUGUCUUACAGCAACAGCAACAAGCUGCAGCAGUUGUGCCCCCUCCUACAGCAGCCCCCUUAGACCCAGCACAGAUCAACUUAAACCAACCUCCCCCUGGCUUUCCACCUGGAUUCACCUCUCAGCCACCCCCAGACUUCAGUCAGCCCCCACCAGGGUUUCCCCCAGGAGGCUUUGCUGCAGGUGGGGCAACUAUAGACUAUAACCAUGGUCAAGGUGGGCCUCCCAUGGGGCUACCAGAUCUCAGUAAACCUCCCCCUGGCUUCAAUCCCUCUCUUCCCCCACCCAGUUUCCCCCUGGUGGAUACUGAGGCUGAUCUCAUGCCAACUGCACCCUACUUUGACCUCCCUGCUGGCCUCAUGGCUCCACUUGUCAAACUUGAAGAUUGUGAUUACAAACCCCUAGAUCCUAAAGACAUCAGGUUACCUCCCCCUAUGCCCCCUAGUGAGCGACUCCUGGCUGCAGUGGAGGCCUUCUACAGUGCACCAGACCAUGAUAACCCUAGAGAUGGGGAAGGAUGGGAGAAAUUAGGUCUCUAUGAAUUCUUUAAAGCAAAAAAGAGAUCAAAAGAAUUGAAAGAGAAAGAAAGACAGAAUGACAAAGUCAAAUCUUCAACAAGAAGGUCUAGGUCAAGGUCUAGGUCAGAUUCUCGGUCAACCUCAAGGUCAUCUUCAAGGUCACCUCCACCUCAAAGGAGACGUUAUGGAAGUGAUAAAAGGUCAAGAUCACCCAGUCCACCUUCUUUUGGUAAAAGUCAAAGGUCACCAUCACCUAGGAGAGGAAGAUCGAUGUCACCAUCACCUAGGAGAGGAAGGUCAAGGUCACUGUCACCUAGAAGGAGAAGGUCAAGGUCACCUCCAUCUAGAAGAGGGAGGUCUCGCACUAGGUCAAGAACAAGGAGCCCAACUCCUCCACAGUUCUUCAAUGAGCCAUUCUAUGCGCACAGUUCUGACUCUAGACUGGGACAGGAAAAUAAGGGACAUAUGUUGCUCAAGAAAAUGGGUUGGGGAGGAGCAGGUCUUGGGAAAGCAGAGCAGGGCAUAGUUGACCCAAUUAAAGAGGCAGAGGUUAGACAGAACAUGGAUAAAUUUAAGGGAGUUGGCAUGAACAUGACAGACCCCUUUGAACAGUUUAGGAAAAAUAAAAGUGCUGGAUUUAUACAGAGAAUGAAAGCAAGAGCAGGACCAGAUGACAAGAAAAAGAAGAGGGCAGAAAAAGAUGACUAGCACAACAUACAAAUACCCGGUCAUGAUUGUAUAUGGACUUUGAAUUCAGGCUAUAAUCAUGUCGAGAUUGUACACAAAUCCACAAAAUCGAAUGCCAUCUUAGAUCUACAUACUGGAAAAGCAUGUAUUUUUGUAUACAGUCAACAAAACAAAGAAAUACAAUUCAGUAAUACAAUAAAUAUAUUCAGUAUCUGUUUAAUAUAUAAAUGUAAAUAUUUCUGGUUGGUAGAAACCAUUGGUUGGUAACACAAUUAAAACAUAAUAAAAAACAGAAACUUAAGUAGUAAAUUAUAUAAUGGCAGAUACAGCUGAGUUACAACUUUCUGUUCUGCUGGAUAACAUGUUGCUUCACUAAAACUCCCAAACACAUUGUGAUGAUGAACCUGGCUUUUAGAAUAUAUUUGAGUUUCUACAAAAAGAUUCAAUAUCAAUUUGACUAUUAUUGGUAAUAUUAAUGCAAUGUAGAAAGAUUUCGAAAUGUUACCAAAUAUAACCAACCCAAUACAAGAUUUCUUUUUUAAAAAGAGUUAGUAAGAUUUUAGAAUUUGAAUUUUUCACUAUCCAUUGUAAAAUACAUUAUUUUCU